This is a messenger RNA of Neopelma chrysocephalum (saffron-crested tyrant-manakin), 585 nucleotides long. Its product is annotated as interferon alpha-inducible protein 27-like protein 2B. The transcript is spliced from 3 exons. Bases 112 to 435 code for a protein of 107 amino acids. NCBI's taxonomy places the organism in Eukaryota, Metazoa, Chordata, Aves, Passeriformes, Pipridae. Gene Ontology annotation, cellular component: membrane. The record is from RefSeq and is a predicted model, not a curated record.
CAGCAAUUUCAUUUCUUCACUGUUAGCUAGAGAGUGUAUAAAAAGACUGGCUUUGCAGUGAGCACUGAGCCUUGCAGUGCUUCACUGGACUUUCACCACCAGACAGCAAAAAUGUCUGACAAGAAUGUCCGCAAUGCUGGUUUCACUCCUUCUGGGAUCUCACAAGGAUCGCUUGCUUCAUCAAUGAUGUCCCAUGAAGCGAAAGCAUCUGGGGGAGGUGUGCAUUCUGGAGGCCCCACUUCUACUCUCCAGGAAAUGGGUGCCAGAGGUACAACCCAUUCAUCAGGUUUUACCAGCAGUGGGAUCUCUAGUGGAUCCCUGGCCUCUGACAAGAUGUCCCAGGAGGCCAGAUCUCAUGGAGGUGGAAUUCCCAGAGGCGGUACAACUUCCACUGUCCAGUCCAUCUCGAUGGGUGGAAAAGGAGGAAGACGCUGAAUUGAAGAAAAACAUCAGUCCAGAAAUAAGCUCCCCAAGCAGUUCAUUCUUUACCAACAGCUUUGACAACUUCUCCUCUUCUUUUCUCUCCUCGUGACAUAAAAGGCAAAGCCUCUUCCAUGUGCACAAAUAAAGUUUCUGUUAAAGUGA